GGUAUAAUUCCUGAGAAUUUGUGUGCAAAGGGAAAGUUAGAGGAUCUUGUUCUGAUGUACAAUUCAUUUUCCGGUGAAGUUCCGGUGAGUCUGGGGAAAUGCAAAAGCCUUCUCUGGGUCAGACUGAAGCACAACGGCUUAACAGGUGGAGUCCCAGACAACUUCUGGGGGUUGCGCAGAGUAUAUUUGCUUGAGCUCGAUGAGAAUUUGCUUAGUGGGCAAGUUUCCCCGAGCAUUUCUAAUGCUCAUAAUCUGUCAAUACUGUUGAUUUCUGGGAAUCAGUUUUCCGGGCCAAUACUAGAUGAGAUUGGAUUGCUGGGCAAUAUGGUGGUGUUCUUUGGGAGUGGUAACAGUUUCACAGGUCGGAUUCCGGCUUCCAUGGUGAAAUUGAGGCAGUUGGAUAGACUUGAUCUUAGUAAAAAUGAGCUCAUUGGGGGUAUUCCUAAAGGAAUUAGUAAGUGGGUAAAUUUGAAUGAGCUAAAUUUGGCUAACAAUAGGUUAUCUGGUAGAAUUCCCAGUGAAGUAGGUAGCCUGCCUGUACUUAAUUAUCUUGAUCUUUCUAGGAAUUUAUUUUCUAGGAAAGUGCCUAUUAAGUUGCAGAAUUUGAAGCUCAAUUUGCUUAAGUUGUCGAAUAACCAGCUUUUUGGAGAGCUCCCUCCUCUUUAUGCUAACGAAAUAUACAGCAAGAGCUUCCCCUGCAACCCGGGAUUGUCUGGUGAUAUAGUUGGUCUUUGUCCAGAUACUGGUAAAUCUAAGAACCGACAGUAUCUAUGGAUUCUUAGAUCAAUUUUUAUACUUGCUAGUGUGGUUUUUGUUGUGGACUGUUAGAAGUUAACGGAAGGAUGGUGCUGGUGUUAACAGAGGGGGUGAUUUGCCACUGCAGGUGAGUUGAGGGGGUGAUUUGCGCAUGAAGUGGGUUGAGGGGGUGAUUUGCCACCAGUUGUUGAGUUGAGGGGGUGAUCUGCACCUUUUGCCAAAAAAAUUUAUAUAAAACGCUGAUGUGUGC
Messenger RNA from Rubroshorea leprosula, 1006 nucleotides. NCBI's taxonomy places the organism in Eukaryota, Viridiplantae, Streptophyta, Magnoliopsida, Malvales, Dipterocarpaceae. The record is from the annotation of a GenBank genome assembly.